GAGGGACAUGUCGAGGAAUGUAAAAUUAUACAAUCCAAUUCACAGUCAAUCAAUCAAUUAAUCCAUUGAGCUUUGCAAGUUCUUCUUCUACUUCUUUUAUUAUAUAAUUUCGUUAAUCCUAACCAGCCAAUAUGAUUCUUUCCCAGAUCUGCACGAUUUUGCCUCUCCUCGUUAGCCUGGCAUUGGCCGGCGACCUGAACGUUAAACGAGACAUGUCUGUUGCCGCGACCAAAGGAUACAAGGAUGGCCAGUUUGUCUGGACUUCAAUUGUCGACCUUGAGAAGAAGGAGAAAGUGUUGCCCGAAGAGAUGGUCAAGAUUGCGCACGAAGCGAGCAAGGAGAUGCAAGCGGACUUUGGUUCGGUCCCGGAGGCCAAGCAGCCCUCGAUCAUGACGGCCAUGGAAAUCGACAACCGAAUUUACCUGGCCUCGUCAAUGAAGGGCGACUACUCCUUCAUCUACGACUUCAAGACGAAGGAUAAGGGCGGCAAAGUCGGCAACGGAAGCAUCAGGAAGGGUGUUCCGAAGGAAAUCGCUGACGCACUCGGAGAUGCUCAGUCAACAGGUAGCGGCGAGGACCGGAACAAUGUUCAGCACAAAAAUGAUGCUUCGUGUGGGGAGCUGAUGGCCAGCUACACCUACCUGUUGAAGAACAGCGGGCAGAGCCUGAAGAACAAGAAGCCGAAGCAGACAAUUGCAUGGCUUUACACCAAAACCAAAGAUGGCAAGAUUGUGGAGCAAGCUCAUAACCCUUGCGGCACUAAAGAAAAUGCCUGGGGAUGCGAUCUCUUCUGCCACCACAUGGGCUUCACCCCUAUUAAUGUCGACACUGAGGAAGCCUGUGACCUGCCCAAGAUCGCCAAUACCGAGCAGCAGCAGCUCAUGACCAAGGAAUUGAGAGCACAACUCGAUGCGAUGAACAAGGAGACGGAUGAGGCGAACAAGGAGAAGCAGAAGGAAAAGAACAAGAAGAAGCAGGGUGACGAGGGGAAGAACAAGGGCCAGAAGAAGGAGGAGGACGACAAGAAGGGCAAGGGAGGAAAGAAGGCUCGCUUUUGGUCGGUAUAGAUCUCUCUAUCAGUGGAUGAUGGUUUGGCGUUCAAGGGAUUGUUUUAGGGGUUUGAAAGGCCCGUGCUUUAGACGUGUUCCCGGUACCGGAUAAUUUGAAGUUUUGGUGAUUUCUUUGGAGUGUGCUUAUUUGGAUUAGAAUAGAUGGAUAACUGAAUGAACGAUCUAUAUGUGCUUAAGCCUGAAUGUCUUGGUUCUUGAGAUAUCUUGCUGUGUGUGACUUAACGUAAUUCCCGAGCCACCCGGCCACCCGGGCCACCCGGCCACCCAUCCAUCUACUAUCUACUUUAUUGGCAUAUUUAUCAACCACAACACAGUAAUAUUGACUAUAUUAUCUUUCU
Messenger RNA from Aspergillus glaucus CBS 516.65, 1408 nucleotides. RefSeq lists its product as uncharacterized. The record is from RefSeq and is a predicted model, not a curated record. NCBI's taxonomy places the organism in Eukaryota, Fungi, Ascomycota, Eurotiomycetes, Eurotiales, Aspergillaceae. The transcript has a single exon. The coding region runs from base 132 to 1067 and encodes 311 amino acids.